Pelobates cultripes (western spadefoot toad) is the source of this 315-nucleotide messenger RNA. NCBI's taxonomy places the organism in Eukaryota, Metazoa, Chordata, Amphibia, Anura, Pelobatidae. The record is from the annotation of a GenBank genome assembly.
AUGGAGGAUCAAUGCAGGAGCUGGAAUGUCAAAAUACGGGGAAUCCUGGAGACCGUGAUCCCUGAUGAACUACCACACUAUAUCAGGAGGCUUCUAACAACACUACUUACCUCAAAACAUGCUAAACAAGCCUUGAUCGAUGGGGUUUUUGCAUCCCAAGAGCUACCAGAGACCCAGCAGAAUCCCCAAGGCAUGUCAUACUACUCCAAACAAGGUCAGUACAGCUAUCCACCUACUCCUUUGAAAACUCCACCCUUGUGUUUCUACCAAGACCUGUCCAGACCUAACUUGGUAUUGAAAAGCCAAUACCACUGA